This is a messenger RNA of Stereum hirsutum FP-91666 SS1, 850 nucleotides long. RefSeq lists its product as uncharacterized. The coding region runs from base 146 to 736 and encodes 196 amino acids. The record is from RefSeq and is a predicted model, not a curated record. Lineage: Eukaryota; Fungi; Basidiomycota; Agaricomycetes; Russulales; Stereaceae. The transcript is spliced from 4 exons.
AGACGUGUCACUUUGCUAUUCAGUACAAAUCGUCUUCCUUGGAAGGAAUCUCAAAGCCCAUUCUUGAUUGACUUGUACGAGUAUAUCAGGUCGCUCUUUCGGUGCUUGAAGAUUCCAAAGCUCUACCUGAUAACGUCCAUCAAGCAUGUCUCCGAUCUCAUUCUCUCAGCUCUCUUACCACCCCGAGUUUGACUCUUGCAAGCAUCACAUUUCUGACGAAGGAUCGACCGUCUCUAUCCAGACAAAUGCGAAAACGGAUUGGUGGAGGACCGGCCAGGCCUGGCGAUCAACCGGUCCUCUUCUAGGUCUCGUUCUCGAGAAGGGGAAGCCAGAGUGGACGGCUGAGGUCGAGAUGGGAGGAGAUUGGAAGGACGAGGUUGAUCAAGCUACGCUCAUGCUCUACCAAUCUAAGAGCUCAUGGAUCAAGACAGGUGUCGAGUACACCGAGAACAAAGCCUGGUUCUCAGCCGUCGUGACCUCGCCCUUCUCGGACUGGUCCCUCCUUCCUGCUUACCCCUCGCCUCUUCCCUCCGAUUCCUACUCCUCCUUCCAGAUCCAGAGACUUGGCGCUCGCGUCAAAGUUUCUGCUAAGCUUGAAGGGGAAUGGGUCGUGAUCCGUGACGUGACGAACUUCGGCUUGAAGGACGACGAGGAUGUUUGGAUCGGGGUGAUGGGGUGUAGCCCCUUGGGAUCGGGGACGGAGGUGAGAUUCAAGAACUUGGACGUCAAGUAUUAGGGGUGCAAAGAGUCCAGUGUAUUAGUUACAAGCGUUGCUGUAUGAUCCUAGUUGUCAGGAGGUGAAAUGAAACGUUCUUCUAGGGUGUUCCAUUGGUGGUUACCCGUAACAAAG